Messenger RNA from Grus americana (Whooping crane), 2189 nucleotides. RefSeq names its product bone morphogenetic protein 15 (gene BMP15). Gene Ontology annotation, cellular component: extracellular region. The coding region runs from base 273 to 1370 and encodes 365 amino acids. Lineage: Eukaryota; Metazoa; Chordata; Aves; Gruiformes; Gruidae. The transcript is spliced from 2 exons. The record is from RefSeq and is a predicted model, not a curated record. Gene Ontology annotation, biological process: BMP signaling pathway; SMAD protein signal transduction. Gene Ontology annotation, molecular function: growth factor activity; cytokine activity.
CUGGCUUUGCCCCUGGUCUGGGUUUUAGUCUGGAAUUUGCACCCCUUUUUGCAUACAGAGCCUCCCCACCUUUCUGUUCCUGUGCCAAGCUGAAGCAGCUGGCAUGGCUGUCCUAGCUUGAUAGCAACUGGCAGCACUCUAGAGCCUGCUUUUGCUGGUGCCAGCAACCAGCUCUGUCUCUCCAGGGAGGGAGAAGCAUGACUGCAGGCUCCCCCUAAUCCUGCUGCUGGCUAGCCCCACCUUGCCCUGCUCACCCCACAGACACACCUAUCAUGGCUUUGCUUCAUCCCUUCACCAGCCUCCUCCUCCUUCUGCUUGCUGUGCCCCUUUCCUGGGCUGCAAACCAGUCUCUGCUGCCCUCCGGCUCCCUGCCUGCUGUCCCCCCCCUGCCCCUCCUGCAGGCCCUGCAAGUGCGGGCACCAGGCAGCUGGGGCUGGCAAGCUGGGCCAGCGAGUGGGCAGCCCCUGCGCUACAUGCUGAACCUGUACCGGCGUGCUGCUGACCGCGAAGGGCGACCCCGCCAUAGCCGCAGCCUGGGCACCAACACCGUCCGCCUGGUCCAGGCCAGUUCCCACGGGGGUCAGCCCUGGGCAGGUCGCUGGUACGUGCAGCCCCUCACCUAUCGCCUGGAGGGCCAGCCUGAGGCCGAGCACCUCCUUCGAGCCACCGUGGUCUACCUGCCCAGCCUGCCUCUGGCCCGCAGUCGCCUCCUCUGCGCCUUGGAGCUGGCAGCCACUGGCAAGGCACCCAGGGUACUGCUCAGCCCUGCCGCCCGUUCCCGCCGUGGCUGGGCCGAAGCAGAUGUCACCCCUUACUUGGUGCUGAGGAAUGGCAGCAUGGGGAGCCUGGUGCUGAGGCAUGUCUGUGUGCAUGCUGGCCGGGCAGGGGGCCACAAUGCGCCAGCGGCCCCCAGCCACCCCUUCCUCCUCCUCUACCUCAACGACACCCAGGCUGGGCUAGCGCCUCCAGCAGCAGAGCCCCGCCGGCACAGGCGUGACACGGGGACGCUGGCCCACGACCUGCCUGGCUACUUGAGAGAGCAGGGAGGGGAGAAGAGUGACUGUUCCCUGCGCCCCUUCCCCGUCAGCUUCGCCCAGCUGGGCUGGGACCACUGGAUCAUCGCUCCCCACCGCUACAACCCACGCUACUGCAAGGGUGCCUGUCCCCGCCUGCUCCGCUAUGACUACCAUGCGCCCAACCACGCUGUGGUGCAGAGUUUCGUCCAUCAGCUGGUGGAUGCCAAUGUGCCCCGGCCCUCCUGCGUCCCCUACCGCUACAGCCCCAUCAGCGUUCUCAUGAUCGAGCGUGACGGUGGCAUCCUCUACAAGGAGUAUGAGAACAUGAUUGCAGAGUCCUGCACCUGCCGGUAAUGCCCGCUGCCCUGGCACAUCACUCCCAGGCUCUGCCUGUCCCUGCUGUACCCAGACUUUAGGGUUUGUCUUGCUCUGCCUGGGGUGGGUACAUCCCCAUGCAGCACUGCUCUGUGGGAAGGUUUUACAAUGGCAGUUUUAUGUAAAUUGUAGGUUUUUAAAGGCAGGAACCUGUGCUGGGGCAGUUGCCCUGUGGCAUCUAUCCUUCCUGCAGCCCUACGGCCGCUGCCUGUUUUUGGGGGGCAGGGGGGCUUGGCCUGAUGCUCCCAGAGAAGAGUUGGGUCCCUGGACUGGAGCACAAAGCCCUUAGGAGGUGGCUGGGGAUCUCCUGGUGGAGACAGGGCAGGGAGGGCGAGCGGUCCAGGUGUCCCCAUGCUUAGCACCAAGCUGGCGCCGUCAGUAUCCGGCGCAACCCUGCCCAUGGGAUUUCUUCCCAGCUCAUAUGCACCCCAUCCUGUCUAGUCCCAGCUGUGGUGGCAUCUCACUGGGCUGGGAAUUGGGCUGGGGAGGGGAAAGCCCCUCUCCUCCCCUGCAGUUCUGCUCUGGGGGGCUGUGAAAACUGGAGGGACCUGAGCUGCCAGCUCUGCUCUCCGUGCCAGGGACCAGGCAGCUGCCUGCACUGAGCUCUACCCGCUGUGUCCUCUGCCACCCCUGUCCCUCACCUCCUUGGCUUGCCCUCUAGCAGGGCUUGGGUCUCGCCUUAUCCCAGGGGUCAGACCUCUGUCACAAUGUCCCUCUGCCUUUUUGCAUCCUUGCUGUCCCACGGGGCUCAGGCUCUGCUGGGCUCCCAGCCAGUCCCUGUUCCCAGAGGGGUCGGAC